Cajanus cajan (pigeon pea) is the source of this 2372-nucleotide messenger RNA. Its product is annotated as ABC transporter F family member 1. Lineage: Eukaryota; Viridiplantae; Streptophyta; Magnoliopsida; Fabales; Fabaceae. Gene Ontology annotation, molecular function: ATP binding; ATP hydrolysis activity. The record is from RefSeq and is a predicted model, not a curated record.
ACGCCUUCCGCAACUAGCUCCUUCAAAACUCAAACCUCCAACCCUAAGCCCUCGCUCGGGUUCCUCUUCGCUCCCAGAUCUGUUUCCUUCUCUCCUCUCCGAUCCAAUCGUUGCAGAUCCAAGAUGGUGUCCGACGCCAGCAAGAUGAAGGCCGCGCAGAAGAAGGCCGCCGCCGCUGCCAAGAGAGGCGGCAAGGCCGCCGCCAAGAAAGGCGCCACCUCUUCCAAAGCCGCCGAUAAGGUCGCCAAUGGAAUCGCCGAUAUUCAGAUUUCGGAUCGGACCUGCACCGGCGUCCUCUGUUCGCAUCCUCUUUCCAGAGAUAUUCGGAUAGAGUCUCUAUCUGUUACAUUCCACGGACAUGAUCUCAUUGUUGAUUCUGAAUUGGAGCUCAAUUAUGGAAGGCGUUAUGGUUUACUUGGAUUGAAUGGUUGUGGAAAAUCUACACUGCUUACUGCAAUAGGUUGCAGGGAACUUCCAAUUCCCGACCACAUGGAUAUCUAUCACCUUUCCAGGGAGAUUGAAGCCUCUGACAUGUCUGCAUUGGAAGCCGUCAUAAGCUGUGACGAAGAAAGGUUACAAUUGGAGAAAGAAGCUGAAGAGUUGGCUGCACAGGAUGACGGAGGUGGUGAAUCCCUUGAACGUAUUUAUGAACGAUUGGAUGCCCUAGAUGCAGCAACUGCAGAAAAGCGUGCUGCUGAAAUCUUACACGGUCUUGGUUUUGACAAGCAAAUGCAGGCAAAGAAGACCCGUGAUUUUUCUGGUGGCUGGAGAAUGAGAAUUGCUUUAGCACGAGCUCUAUUUAUGAACCCAACCAUUCUUCUACUUGAUGAACCAACCAAUCACCUUGAUUUGGAAGCUUGUGUGUGGCUGGAGGAGAAUUUGAAGAAGUUUGAACGUAUUCUGGUUGUGAUUUCACACUCUCAGGACUUUCUUAAUGGUGUCUGCACAAAUAUUAUCCACAUGCAAAACAAAAAACUGAAGCUCUACACUGGUAACUAUGAUCAAUAUGUUCAGACACGUUCUGAGCUAGAAGAGAACCAGAUGAAACAGUACAAGUGGGAGCAGGAGCAGAUUGCCUCAAUGAAGGAAUAUAUUGCCCGAUUUGGUCAUGGUUCUGCAAAACUAGCUCGCCAGGCACAGAGUAAGGAGAAAACACUGGCAAAAAUGGAAAGAGGUGGACUUGCUGAGAAGGUGGUUAGAGACAAAGUUUUGGUAUUCCGUUUUACUGAUGUGGGAAAACUGCCUCCUCCCGUUCUUCAGUUUGUUGAGGUGGCAUUUGGUUAUACUCCUGAUAAUCUGAUUUACAAGAACAUUGACUUUGGGGUUGAUUUAGAUUCUAGGGUUGCACUGGUUGGACCAAAUGGUGCUGGGAAGAGUACACUACUGAAGCUAAUGACAGGAGAGUUGAUGCCUUCUGAUGGCAUGGUGCGUCGUCAUAAUCAUCUUCGGAUUGCCCAGUAUCAUCAGCAUUUGGCUGAAAAGCUAGACAUGGAAAUGUCUGCUCUCCAGUAUAUGAUUAAAGAAUACCCUGGAAACGAGGAAGAGAAGAUGAGGGCAGCAAUUGGAAAGUUUGGGCUCUCUGGUAAAGCCCAGGUAAUGCCAAUGAAGAACUUGUCUGAUGGACAAAGGAGCCGAGUGAUAUUUGCUUGGUUAGCUUUCAGGCAGCCUCAAAUGCUUCUUUUGGAUGAGCCAACGAAUCAUUUGGAUAUUGAGACUAUUGACUCAUUGGCGGAGGCGUUGAAUGAAUGGGAUGGUGGCAUGGUGCUUGUGAGCCAUGAUUUUAGGCUCAUUAAUCAAGUAGCCCAUGAGAUAUGGAUAUGUGCUGAUCAAAGUGUUACCAGAUGGGAGGGUGACAUUAUGGAAUUCAAGCAGCAUCUGAAGGCAAAAGCGGGUUUAUCUGACUGAAGCAGGUGUGGGGACAUUGGCUGCUUCUGAUAUCACCGUCUAAGGAUUUCUCACUGCCAGUAAACAGUCGGUACCUCCGUUUCUCAACUUUGACGAUUUUCAAUGGCAUAAUCGGUUUGUAGUAUACAAGGUUGUUAUAUUUUUUGUCCGAGCCAAGAUUCCCCGCCCCUCCAACGGUUUGGACUGGUAAUAAUUUUUUCUUAAUUACUUUUUGUUGUGCUAGCUUAUCAUUUAAUUGCUUGGUUGUUAACCAGCAUGGAUAAAUGGGACUUUCACCUUGAGGUAGAUGGGUCCCUAUCUGAAUCUACGAACGAGGCUAUUAUAUUUGUGUUAUUAUAAUUGUUAGUUACCUCAUACUACUUUUUCUUCCUGGUAGUUUCUUCAUUAUACACCUAUAUUUCCUUCUUUAUGUCUUCGUAAUUUUAUUUAUUUUAUUUGUUAUAAAUUGAAUGGAAAAUUUGCGAUUA